AUGGAACUAAUGAGUUCCCUGUUGUUGUUCGCUCUUGUAGUGUACUUUCCACAAGCAUUGGGAGAUAGUUUGCCAGAUUCAGGAGCAAAACUCAAGCUAAACGAUACAAAAGUAUCUCACCAACGUCUACAAAACAAAAAGUUACACCAUAACCUUCAUGAUUCACCUGCAAUCAACGCAUCAUCUGAACUUCAAUCGCUUUUUAUGGACCCCCGAUGUAAGAAAUGCAUCGAUUGUAUGGGACGCGCUGUACAUAAAUAUAAAGCACAUGCAGAACUGAAAAAGAAAACAGUGAAUACUGAAUUAAGAGAAGAAUUGUUAUCAAACAAAUUUGAAUUUAAGAAUCGUAUAAAAAGAGAAGAUGAUAUAACGACGACGAUUACUUCAGCCUUACCAAAAAAGACCAAAUCAAAAAAGAAGUCUACCAAAUCCGUUACCGUAACAAAAUAUAACAUUGACGGUGAAGUAUAUGGUUUAAAAGUAAAAGAGACCAAAGCUCACACUGUAGACCAAAGUGAUAAUGAAUCGUCAAUGUGUCGUAUAUACAGUGUAAAGAAAUCUUACGAUUGCGAUACACCUGAAAGUGAAUCAUUUUUAGCUUCAAAGAGGAAAGUAAAUAAGAAAAACAAGAAGGAAAAAGAAAAAUCAACCACAUUAAGCACAACACCGCAGGCUUACUUUAGUUCACCGUCUUAUAGAAAACGACAUAUUGAUCCAUCAGAAAUGCCAGAGAACAUCGAAUUAUCUAUGGAAGAUGUAUACUAA
This is a messenger RNA of Arctia plantaginis, 765 nucleotides long. The record is from the annotation of a GenBank genome assembly. NCBI's taxonomy places the organism in Eukaryota, Metazoa, Arthropoda, Insecta, Lepidoptera, Erebidae.